AUGGCGCUUCCUAGCCUGGUUUUCUUCCUCUGUUCACUUUUUGCAGCGUUCGUCGAAGCCGUAAAUCGUUUCCGCCGGCCACCUGGCCCAGGUCUUGCCUCGGAUUACCGAGACAACAAUGUUUACACCACAGGAGAUAACCUGGACCUCCACUGGGACAUGGAUUACGACUCCGCCAGGUUAAUUCUAUGGCAACAGUUAACAGUAGACGGCGCGUCGAUGGACUACAUUGACAUAGCAAGCAAAGAACCGGCAAAUUGGGCCGUGACGUGUCACUAUUUCAACAUCACCGAGGCCCCAGCAGCGCCCCAGCCAGGCAACACCACCGUAGCCCUGCCACCGCCGACAUCAGAAGACAAAGGAUUACCGGCGGGAGCAGCCGCAGGCAUUGCCGUUGGAGUGACCUUUGCCGCGGUAUUUGGCAUCGGCGCGAUCGCAUGGCUUUUAUGGCGUCGACAGCGGGCCAGGAGAGCUCCGACCUUGGCUGACAAUGAUAUAAAAGCCAGCCGUGACGGGAGCCAGGGCCAAGGGUAUCAGUAUGCUUUGUCUACCCAAUGGCAGCCGGAAUUGCCGGCAGAAGGGCAUGGCUUGUAUGAAAUCCAUGCCACCAGCAUGGACGUCAGAUACGAGAUGUCCUCCAAUCAAGGCCAGGCAGGGGUCAGAGGCGACAGCCUAAGAUUACUUUCAGACACGCGCUGA
Messenger RNA from Colletotrichum orchidophilum, 699 nucleotides. RefSeq lists its product as uncharacterized. The record is from RefSeq and is a predicted model, not a curated record. NCBI's taxonomy places the organism in Eukaryota, Fungi, Ascomycota, Sordariomycetes, Glomerellales, Glomerellaceae. Bases 1 to 699 code for a protein of 232 amino acids. The transcript is spliced from 2 exons.